This is a messenger RNA of Exophiala aquamarina CBS 119918, 1284 nucleotides long. RefSeq lists its product as uncharacterized. The coding region runs from base 1 to 1284 and encodes 427 amino acids. NCBI's taxonomy places the organism in Eukaryota, Fungi, Ascomycota, Eurotiomycetes, Chaetothyriales, Herpotrichiellaceae. The transcript has a single exon. The record is from RefSeq and is a predicted model, not a curated record.
AUGGCUAUUCAACAAAUCCAGUCUCGUGGAAUAUACCACGCCUUGCCCGUGUACCCUGACAACACCAAAGGCUUGACAGCUAUUAUUACAGGCGCAAAUGGAAUUUCGGGCUAUUAUAUGCUCCGGGUCCUCGCACAAGCCCCCGAGCGCUGGACAAAGAUUUACUGUCUCUCACGACGGCCACCGCUGGUGCCCGGCGGGCUGCCAGCGAACGCUGAACACAUCGCCCUAGAUUUUCUCCGACAGCCCGAGGAGAUCGCGCAGGUAUUGAAGGAGAAGAACAUCAGGGCAGACCAUGUCUUCUUUUUCUCAUAUAUCCAGGCCGAGCCCAAACCUGGUGCUGGCCUCUGGUCGGACGCUGAGGAGAUGUGCCGGGUGAACUCGCUCUUGCUAGAUAACUUCUUAGCGGGGCUGAUCAAGGCCGACAUCAAGCCGGAAUGCUUCAUGUUGCAGACCGGCGCAAAGAACUACGGCGGCCAUCUCGGACCCACGAAGCUGCCGCAAGAAGAGUCAGAUCCACGCGUCACCCUUGAACCAAACUUCUACUACCCGCAAGAAGAUGCGCUGUGGAAGUAUGCGAAGGAGCAAGGCGUGAAAUGGACCAUCGGAAUGCCUGGUCCAAUCUUGGGUGCUGUGCCAGACGCUGCCAUGAACGCUGCAUUUCCUUUGGCAGUCUACGCGGCUGUAGCCAAACAUAGAAAUGUUGCGCUCGAGUUUCCCGCUGAUAUUGCCUCGUGGCAGAUGUAUCAGAGUAUGAGUUCGAGCAUGAUGAAUGCGUAUCUGGAGGAAUGGUCGGUCUUGACACCCACCGCACGGAAUCAGAAAUUCAAUGCCUGCGACAAUAGUGCCUUUACCUGGGAAGGCUGCUGGCCAAAGAUUGCCGGCUGGUACGGCGUAGACUGGAGUGGACCUGAUCCGAACGCAAAUUGGAUCGAAAGGAAGACCCGAUUCAACCCCCGUGGAUAUGGCGAGAAGGGGAUAUCAAGGAGGAAAUUCACCUUUGUGGAGUGGGCCAAGCGGGAGGAGACAAAGAAGGCGUGGAAGGAGAUUGCCGAGUCGCAUGAUCUCCAUCAGAAAGAGUUGAAAGAUGUUGAUCGCGUAUUCGGCUUUCUCGAUGGCACUGUGUGCCGCCCUGCACCUUUGAUUCUCAGCACAGACAAGGCCCGAAAAUUGGGCUGGCAUGGAUUUGUUGAUUCAUCAGAAGCCAUCCUCGAGGUAUUUGACGAACUGGCCAAGCUCAACAUGAUCCCACCUGUGCCCAGGGUAGAUGUCAAGUUCAACUGA